GAAAAUAGCAGAGAAAAGAGGAAAUUUAAUAUCCAAUGGACGGAAAAAUAUUUUGUGACCGAGUUAUUUGGCAAUAUAACAUGUCUUAUAUGUAAUGAUAAGAUUAGCGUAUGCAAGGAAUACAAUGUCAGACGUCAUUAUGUUUCGAAACAUGAGUCAGAAUAUCAGACAUUUAAUGAAGAAAGAAGAAAAACGAAAAUUGAAGAAUUGACAAAGGCAAUUAGCUCACAACAAGCUAAUCUUCUUAUAGCUGAGAAAUUAGCUAAGAAAGGAAAACCUCUUAUUGAUGGAGAAUUAAUAAAAGAAUGCAUUGUUAUUGCUUUUAAUGAGUACUGUCCAGACAAGGUGAAUUUAGUAAAGGAAGCAUGUCUAUCACAUCAGACAAUUGGCAGAAGAAUUGAUGACUUGGGUGAUAAUAUUGAAGGCAUACUGAAGGACAAAUUAUCUGCAUGCGUUCUUUACAGUUUAGCGUUGGAUGAAAGUAUUGACCAAAGUGAUACUGCACAAUUAGUUAUUUUCAUUAGAGGAAUUGAUGAAAAUUUCAAUAUUAUUGAAGAAAUGUUGGACUUGUGUCACAUAAAGGGCACAACAAGAGGCAAGGACAUAUAUGAGAUUGUUAAUUUGUCAUUAGAUAAAUUCAAUAUUGAUAGGAAAAACAUUUAUUCAAUUACAACUGAUGGUGCUCCUGCCCUGACUGGUCAACACAAUGGUUUUAUUAGUUUAUUUAAAGAAUCUGUUGAUCAUGAGAUUCUCAGUUACCAUUGCUUGAUACAUCAACAACAAUUAUGUGCUCAAAAGCUAAUAUGAAACA
Molecule: messenger RNA, 811 nt
Organism: Styela clava
Lineage: Eukaryota; Metazoa; Chordata; Ascidiacea; Stolidobranchia; Styelidae
Source: RefSeq, a predicted model, not a curated record